Messenger RNA from Seriola dumerili (greater amberjack), 3674 nucleotides. RefSeq names its product RAS guanyl releasing protein 1 (gene rasgrp1). Lineage: Eukaryota; Metazoa; Chordata; Actinopteri; Carangiformes; Carangidae. Bases 93 to 2492 code for a protein of 799 amino acids. The record is from RefSeq and is a predicted model, not a curated record. Gene Ontology annotation, cellular component: plasma membrane. The transcript has 17 exons. Gene Ontology annotation, biological process: Ras protein signal transduction; positive regulation of GTPase activity. Gene Ontology annotation, molecular function: calcium ion binding; guanyl-nucleotide exchange factor activity.
CUGGGUGAAUCUUAAUUGUGUAAUGUUCAUUGACGAGUCAGCACAAUGCUGCUGAGACCGCGGAGGCGCACUGAUCCGAGCAGAGCGAUGAAAUGCUCCCAGCGAGGAGAACCCAGAUGGACAGCCUAGUACAGCCGCUCGUCGCCCAGUACCUCGCCAUGGGAUGUCAAUCAAAAGAAAACAACCAAAACGAAAGUGUGUCGCCGGACGAGAAGGGAAAGGACGAAACUAGAGUGACUCCAAGAUGCAGCUCCAGGGCUAGAGUUUCUCCUCCAGGCCGUCCUCACCGGUUCCACAAACCCAGCCCGGCCCAGACCGCCUUGGGUAAAUCCAUGAUGUCCCUGGGACACCUCACCAAGGGGGCGAGCUGGGAGGAGCUCAUCCAGGCCUGUCUGCAGUCUUUCGACUCGGAUGGUUGUGUAUGUGGGAGCAGCCACUUGUUGAACAUCACCCUGACCAUGCACCGUUCCCUCAUCUCCUCCAGUGAUCUGCUGGACAAACUCAUUACUCUAUUCAAAACAGCGCUGGACAAUGAGCAGCCAACAGAGUGCCAGAGGAUAUGCUACCUCAUCAGGCAUUGGACCCAGGAAUUCUGGAUGAUGUUUCGGUUGCACCACAGCUUGUCAGACAGCCUGGACGAGUUCCGGGAGCUGAUCAGAGAGCAGGGACAGGAGCAUCUUUGCCCUCUUCUAGAGACCAAAUGGAUAAAUGAACGGGACUGGUCAUGGAAGGCCAGCCAGAAGAUCAAAGCUAACAGCAGUAAAAAGAGGAAAGUUUCUCUUCUUUUUGAUCACCUGGAGCCCAUUGAGUUGGCUGAACAUCUCACCUACCUGGAAUUUAAAUCUUUUUGCAGGAUAUCAUUUGUCGACUAUCAGAAUUACAUUAGCAACUGCUGCAUGAAGGACAUUCCCGUGAUGGAGCGUUCCAUUGCCCUGUGUAAUGGUAUCUCCCAGUGGGUUCAGCUGAUGGUGCUGAGCCGGCCAACUGCUCAGCUGAGAGCUGAAGUUUUCACCAAGUUUAUCCACGUGGCACAGAGUCUACAUCUUAUGCACAACUACAACACACUAAUGGCGGUGGUAGGAGGCCUUUGUCACAGCUCGAUCUCCAGACUGAAAGACACCACCUCACAUGUACCUAGUGAGGUCACCAAGGUACUGAACGAGAUGACAGACCUACUGUCCUCAUGCAGAAAUUAUGACAACUAUAGGCAAGCUUACAACAGGUGUACAGGUUUUAAAAUCCCUAUCCUGGGCGUCCACCUUAAAGACCUGAUUUCAGUCAAUGAGGCCAUGUCAGACUACGUGGAGGACAACAAGGUCAAUGUCCAGAAGCUCCAGGCUCUCUACAGCCACAUUAAUGAGCUGAUCCAGCUCCAGCAGAUCCCACCCAGGCUGGACGCUAACAAAGACUUGGUCCAUCUGUUGACGCUGUCCUUGGACCUUUACUACACCGAGGAUGAGAUCUAUGAACUGUCUUACGCCAGGGAACCUAAGAACUGUAGAGCACCUCCAGCCACCCCUUCCAGACCUCCAGUGGUUGUUGACUGGGCACCAGGAGUGGCUCCCAAACCUGACCCCCGAACCAUCAGCAAACAUGUUCAGAGAAUGGUGGAUUCUGUGUUUAAGAACUACGAUCACGACGAGAAUGGCUUCAUUUCACAAGAGGACUUUGAGAAAAUUGCUGCUAGCUUUCCUUUUUCUUUCUGUGUCAUGGACAAAGAGAAGGAAGGCCUUGUCAGCAGAGACGAAAUCACGGCCUAUUUCAUGCGGGCAAGUGUCAUCUGCUCCAAACUGGGGCUUGGGUUUGUCCACAACUUCCAGGAGGCGACUUACAUGAAACCCACUUUCUGUGACAACUGCUCAGGAUUUUUGUGGGGUGUCAUCAAGCAAGGCUACAGAUGCAAAGAUUGUGGGAUGAAUUGCCACAAGCUGUGCAAGGACCAGGUGGCGUUUGAGUGCAAGAAGAACACCAAAGUGUCCAACGCCACUGACAGUCCGACGCCGAGCUCCACGCCUGUCACCAUGGGCACCUCAGAGGGUUCAGAAGAAUGUCCUUUCCCCUACCCAGCAGAUGACAGCAAAGACUGGAGCCCAGACUCCCCGUUCACCUCCCAUUCCAAGCCCCAGAGGGUCCAUAGUGGCACCCAGACAGAGGGACCCCAGCUAUCCUCUGCAGCUGCCGACCUCAGUCGCUCUCAGCCUUCUCUGUUAGUCCCAACAACACCUACCCUCACUUCGUGUCCCAGCCCGGUGCCCCAGAGAAAAUACUGUGCCAAGUGGGAAAACAGAGCUUCUGUUGUGCAUAAGCCUAAAGAACCAGAAGAAGAGAGCAAACCCACCUACGAAACUCUGGAAUCAGACAACCAGAAGCUGCAGAAAGCCAAUGAGACACUACGUAGGAAGCUGAAGGAGACAGAGCGGGAAGUGGAGAUACUAAAGACACUGCUAAAGAGGCACGCUCUCCACCCCGUGGAGGAGGAUUCCUCGUCCUAGACUUGUACAUACAUUAUACUAAACCUUCUCCAGGGAGACUGCUGCUGCCCCCUAUGGCAUCAUGCAUAAUUCUGGAUCCAAUAUUUAACUUAUUGGUCAUGAACAGUGCAAGUAAUUUAUCAGUAUAAUGAGACCCAGACAACAUGGCAUCACAUGGUAUGAAGUGAGAAACAUUGCACAUAUCCAGUAGAGGUGUUCUAAUGCUGUAAUGUUAGACAGCCAAUCAAAAAAGCCAGUCAGUAUGUCACCAAUAAUGAGGUUAAGGACAUUUUUAAGCUGUGUAUGGAAGCUACAGCACAUAGUACAGCGAAUACAGUUUACCAAUUAACAAAAAACAUAUCAAAAUAACUGUAUAGUAUGAAGAUGCUAAAAAAGGCUGUAGUGUUAUAUUUAAAAAAGUGAAGGAGCCCCUUUACUGUACAGUUUUACAGAAGAAUGAAAAUCAUCGCAAUGAGCAUUAGUUACAGAAUUUAAUGAACCCUUAAGAGUAGUUGCAGUUGGUAUGGGGGUUUCUGUUAAAAGUAUGUAAACAUGAAAAAAAAAAGCCAUGAAUGAAGAAGUGCAGUAUUUUAGACAAAAUAUGGCAGAAUGUAUUUGAUCGAUUCUUGAUCAAUUAAUGGCCUUGGAUAUUUAUGUUAAACAUAAAAUGGAAAUCGGGGGCUGCGGUAAAAUGAAUGCAGCUAUAUAUUUUUCAAAAACAAGAGGAUUGUGGCUUAUAUGACGGGUGCGUUACUACUAUUGUUUUUAUUAGUACUAACGAGCCCACUGAUUAAAGCAGCAGAAUGAAAGUUCAGCACUGUCAGAAUGGCCUCAGAUGUACAGAACUGUUGUUGCUCUGCAUCAUUGUCCCUGUUCAUAUCAAUGCACAAGAUGUUUUCAGUGCGUCUGUUAAUAUUUAUUGUCUGAAACACUACACAGUUGAUAUCAAGAGUGAGACAAAUGAACAUUUUGUACAGUAUGGUGGUACUGUCAGUGAAUUAUUUAUGCUUGUGUGUGUUGGCAUCAUAUUGAUCCUUAUUAUUUUUAUUGUGCAGCCAUGUCAUCGAAUUAUUGUGCAGUCCACUGUAGCAGUGUUGUACUGUGAACGGGAGUCAAGAUGGGUGUGUUUGUACUGUGUGUAAUGUACUGUAAAUACAAAGUAUACACAGUGCCAUUCUAGCUAUAUCAAGAUUCAUCUCUCUC